Messenger RNA from Capronia coronata CBS 617.96, 1428 nucleotides. RefSeq names its product 1-phosphatidylinositol phosphodiesterase. The transcript has a single exon. Gene Ontology annotation, molecular function: phosphoric diester hydrolase activity. Lineage: Eukaryota; Fungi; Ascomycota; Eurotiomycetes; Chaetothyriales; Herpotrichiellaceae. Bases 1 to 1428 code for a protein of 475 amino acids. The record is from RefSeq and is a predicted model, not a curated record. Gene Ontology annotation, biological process: lipid metabolic process.
AUGGCUCCGCCCGUGACGCUCCGCAACAUCAGCAACAACCCUCUGACGCUGGUGCUGGUCGAGCACUUCGAUCCUCCUCCCGAUGAAGGAUUCCAGAUGCAAAACGUAACGCGGUCGCUGGUAGCAGUGACCAACAGCAUCGGCCUGACCAACAACACGACACGCAAAGCGGUGCCCCAGAUCGAUGCCGAUGCAAGGCCCUUUGCUACUCGUGAGAUCUCAAUCCAACUCCCGCCCUUCGCCUUGGUGCCGACGGACAUCAAACCCGUAAUCAGCAAGCCGCAAGAACGACUCCGUCUAACGUUCCAGACGGAACUGGGUGGCAAGCACCAGAUGUACUGUCCCGUGCCGACAGCUGAGACGGAGUCGCUGGUAGCACUGGCGCCGAACCCGAAGAUGCGCUUCACGGGCAUAUACCUCCCUAACCCGUCAUACACGGCCGUGUUCAACACAUCACGACACGACUCAUGGAUGGAGAAGAUCCCCGACCACGCUCCGCUCGGCGCCCUCUCGAUCCCGGGCACGCACAACUCACCGACAUGCCACAACGCGCCUCCAUCGGUACGCUGCCAAGCCGUGUCUCCCAUGGAACAGCUCAAGAACGGCGUGCGUUUCUUCGACAUCCGAGUGCAGGUUCCUGAACCAUACGACCCGAACUCGGACCGACUAAAUCUCGUGCACGCCGCAUUCCCCAUCGCCCUGUCCGGCAACAAGCCCUUUCGAGGCCUCUACGACGACAUUCUACAGUUCCUGAAAGAAAAUCCCAGCGAGACUCUCAUCCUGUCCCUGAAACGUGAAGGCACGGGCAAAGGCACGGACGAACAAUUGUCCCGGAUCCUGAAGAACCACUAUACCAACCCGCGCGAAUGGUUCACGGAGCCACGCGUCCCCAGUUUAGGCGAGGUGCGCGGCCGCAUCGUGCUACUGCGCCGCUUCGCAUUGGAAGAACCGCUGCGUCACGAAUGGGGCGGCCGUGGAUGGGGGAUCGACGCCCAGGUCUGGGAAGACAACACGCCCAACGCCAUGUGUCCGUCGGGAGACGUGUGUGUGCAGGAUUUCUACCAGGUCAUGGACCGGCCGAGCAUUGAAAAGAAGAUCGCCCAUGCCCGCGACCAUCUCGAACGCAGCGGGGCUUGUGAUUUCUUCCCGGAUUCCGAAGUCAACAAGACCAAAAAGUAUCCCUUGUACGUCAACUUCCUGAGUGCCAGCAAUUUCUGGAAGGUCGGCACCUGGCCCGAGAAGAUUGCGGCCGAAGUCAAUCCGACCAUUACCGCUCAUUUGUGUCAGCGACAUAUGUUGGAUGACCAGGGCCGUGUCAAGCCGGGGAACUGGAGCACUGGCAUCGUUGUGACUGAUUGGGUCGGCUUGGGAGGUGAUUGGGAUCUUGUGCGGGCCAUUGUUGGCAUGAACGCAAGGAUAUCUCGGUAG